AUGCUCAGGCUAAAUGUGUACUGCUUUCUAAUUCCUAGUCCAAGACAAGCCAAACUUGGAGCCAGCUAUAAAUCAUGGAUCAUUAGAUACCAUAGAGCUCAGAAACCAUUACCGUUGGUUUCUGUGAAAGCUUUGAAAGAUGAGACUAAUGGGGGUACAAGCAGCUUCCCAGGCCGGAGCUGGGAGCCUGGCUUGGAAAUUGAGGUCCCUUUUGAACAAAGGCCGGUGAACGAGUACUCAUCUCUGAAAGAUGGACCUUUGUAUUCUUGGGGUGAACUGGGUCCAGGACCCUUUUUCCUUCGUCUUGGUGGACUCUGGUUAGUGAACUUCACAGUUCUUGGAGUUCCAAUUGCAGCGGCAAGUUUCAAUCCUUCCACGGAACCAUUAAGAUUUGCGCUAGCUGCUGGAACCGGAACUCUAUUCCUUGUGUCAUUGAUCGUUUUAAGAAUAUAUCUGGGAUGGAGUUAUAUUGGUGACAGACUUCUAUCAGCUGUGAUCCCAUAUGAAGAGAGUGGAUGGUAUGAUGGACAAAUGUGGGUAAAGCCACCAGAGGUCCUGGCUCGUGAUAGACUGUUGGGCUCUUACAAGGUUAAACCAGUCAUCAAGAUGUUAAAACAAACACUCGUUGGAACAGGAGCAUUGCUCGUGGCAGCGGUAAUGCUAUUUGUCUAUGCUACACCAGUAGAAGAUUUCUUUCAAACGAUUUUUUCCACAAAAGAGAACCCGGCAAUUGAUCAAGCUUCAGAGAUCAACACAAAGUCCAACGUGAGAAAGGAGGAGUUGCUUAGAUUGCCUGUGGAGGUGAUGGCUGAUGAUGAUUUGGCAGCCGCCGCUGCUAAGGCUGCUGAUGGAAGACCAGUCUACUGCAGAGACAGAUAUUAUCGUGCAUUAGCAGGUGGCCAGUAUUGCAAAUGGGAAGACCUGCUUAACCGAUGA
Molecule: messenger RNA, 936 nt
Organism: Dovyalis caffra
Lineage: Eukaryota; Viridiplantae; Streptophyta; Magnoliopsida; Malpighiales; Salicaceae
Source: the annotation of a GenBank genome assembly